This is a messenger RNA of Arabis nemorensis, 1209 nucleotides long. The record is from the annotation of a GenBank genome assembly. NCBI's taxonomy places the organism in Eukaryota, Viridiplantae, Streptophyta, Magnoliopsida, Brassicales, Brassicaceae.
AUGAGAGAAAGAGAAAGAAGCACUUACAGAGAUCUGCAUUUCCCGGCUUUUCUCGUCGGAGGAUCUUUCGCCGCCGUGGCAAUUUGUCUCUCCGUUUUCCUUAUCCUCCAGCAUCUCCGUUUCUACACCAAUCCUUCCGAGCAAAAAUGGAUUGUUCCUGUUCUGUUCAUGGUCCCAGUUUAUGCUACUGAGUCGAUCAUUUCCUUGUCCAAUGCAAAACUGUCGCUGCCUUGUGACAUUCUGAGAAACUGCUAUGAGGCUUUCGCUCUGUAUUCCUUUGGAAGCUACUUGGUCGCAUGUCUAGGUGGUGAAAGAAGAGUUGUUGAAUUCCUCGAGAAUGAAUCAAGAAACCCAUUGUUAUUACAAGGAGGGGAGGAAAAUGAGAGCAAUCAGAAGCAGAGGAAUUCGUUUUGGGAAUUCUUGUGUGAACCAUAUGUCUUGGGACGAGAGCUCUUUGUGAUAGAGAAAUUCGGUCUUGUCCAAUACAUGAUCCUCAAGACCUUUUGUGCCUUGCUGGCAUUUUUGUUGGAGCUUCUCGGUGUCUAUGGUGAUGGAGAAUUCAAAUGGUAUUACGGAUAUCCAUACAUAGAGGUGGUGCUCAACUUCAGCCAGAUGUGGGCUCUGUUUUGCCUGGUGCAGUUCUAUAACGUGACUCACCAACGACUUAGAGAAAUCAAACCCUUGGCCAAGUUCAUUAGCUUUAAGGCUAUCGUGUUUGCCACUUGGUGGCAAGGUUUCGGGAUCUCAUUGCUUUGUUAUUACCGUGUACUUCCAAAAGAAGGAAGAUUCCAGAACGCAUUGCAAGAUUUUCUCAUUUGCAUUGAGAUGGCGAUUGCAGCUGUGGCUCAUCUGUUUGUUUUCCCAGCUGAACCUUACCAUUACAUUCCAGUGUCAGAGUAUGGUAAAAUAACAGCCGAAACGAGCAAGAUGGAAGUGAAAAUAGACGAUGGUGGCGGUCUAGUUGAGACAACGGAGACUCAGGUUGAAGCAUCUGGCACAAGCAUUAAGGAGAGUGUACAGGACAUAGUUAUUGAUGGCGGCCAACACGUCGUGAAGGAUGUGGUUCUUACGAUAAACCAAGCGAUGGGGCCAGUGGAGAAGGGUGUAACAAAGAUCCAGGAUACGAUUCAUCAGAAGCUUUUGGAUUCCGACGGCAAAGAAGAAGAAUCCCAAGUGACCGUUGAGACUUUGGUGGCGCAAAACAAAUGA